GGGCGCGCUUCCCCCGGCUCCGCCGGCACCCACGGGCGCCCAUGGAACAGCGGGGCGAGCGCUGCCCCACGGCCCCGCGCCCCGGCGCAAAGUUUCUGCUUGAGAAAUACACAUUCACUCAGCAAAACAAAAACAGCUUUUAAAGGUUGUUCUCGGUGGAAAUCGCUCUAUGCCCUAUUACCUGCUUGAGUGAAACCAGACUAAGAACUUCUGUCAUGGCAGCUUUUCUGCUGGGAGCUGUGUUGCUUAUUGUUCAACCUCAGAUAGUGCCUUCCAGACCAGCUAUAAAUUCGAGUGCUGAGACUUCUCAGUCUGUUCAGAGAGAGCUUUUAAAGAAAACAUCUCAGAAAAAUGACUUCAAGGAAAACAUUCAUUCUAAUGGAUCAUGUCAGCAGCUGCCACAGACUAUUAUUAUUGGAGUGAGAAAAGGUGGAACAAGAGCUUUGUUAGAGAUGUUGAGUCUCCAUCCAGAUAUUGCAGCAGCAGAAAGUGAAGUUCACUUCUUUGACUGGGAAGAUCAUUACAGAAAUGGAUUGCAGUGGUAUAUUAGUCAAAUGCCAUUCUCUUAUCCCCAUCAGAUCACCGUGGAAAAAACUCCAGCAUAUUUCACAUCACCUAAAGUGCCUGAAAGAGUUUAUAACAUGAACCAAUCAAUGAGACUACUCCUUAUUUUAAGAGACCCAAGUGAAAGAGUACUAUCAGAUUACACCCAAGUGUUUUACAAUCACAUGCAGAAGCACAAGCCGUAUCCAUCCAUUGAACAAUUCCUGAUUAAAGAUGGUGAACUCAAUGUGGACUACAAGGCAAUAAACAGAAGCUUGUACUACAUUCACAUGCAGAACUGGCUGAAGUAUUUUCCUCUUGAUCAUAUCCACAUUGUAGAUGGGGAUAAAUUGAUCAAAGACCCCUUCCCAGAAAUAGAAAAGGUUGAGAGGUUUUUGAAGUUAUCACCACAGAUAAAUGCUUCAAACUUUUAUUUCAAUAAAACUAAAGGCUUCUAUUGCCUAAGGGACAGUGGUAGAGAGCGCUGUUUACAUGAGUCAAAAGGACGAGCGCACCCACAAGUAGAUACCCGGUUACUCGAGAAACUGCAUGAAUAUUUCCGUGAACCCAACAAGAAAUUUUUUGAGCUUGUGGGCAGGACAUUUGAUUGGCACUCAUUUGUGGCAAGUUAGUGGUAAGCUUCAGAACCUAUGUUCCAGUGUACAGUUAGAAAAAUUUAAAAGGGCAUUUAAAGUAUAAUUUAUUUGUAAAAUCCAUAAAUACUUCUGUACAGUAUUAGAUUCACAAUUGCCAUAUAUACUAGUUAUAUUUUUCUACUUGUUAAAUUUGAAAGCAUUUUGUAUUGUUUUUCAUGGUUGUUAACAUUGUGUAUGAUGUGUCUGUAUGAAGAAACUAAAUUAUUUCACUGCAGAAGA
Empidonax traillii (willow flycatcher) is the source of this 1418-nucleotide messenger RNA. It is a transcript of the gene HS3ST1, whose product is annotated as heparan sulfate-glucosamine 3-sulfotransferase 1. Gene Ontology annotation, molecular function: [heparan sulfate]-glucosamine 3-sulfotransferase activity. Bases 216 to 1175 code for a protein of 319 amino acids. The record is from RefSeq and is a predicted model, not a curated record. Lineage: Eukaryota; Metazoa; Chordata; Aves; Passeriformes; Tyrannidae. The transcript has 2 exons.